Molecule: messenger RNA, 3021 nt
Organism: Zeugodacus cucurbitae (melon fly)
Lineage: Eukaryota; Metazoa; Arthropoda; Insecta; Diptera; Tephritidae
Product: neprilysin-3
Exons: 10
Coding region: 271-2427 (718 amino acids)
Biological process (GO): protein processing
Cellular component (GO): plasma membrane
Molecular function (GO): metalloendopeptidase activity
Source: RefSeq, a predicted model, not a curated record
AUCGUGAGCAAUUUGGGCGAAAGCUUUCCACAAAAACGAAUUGGUGUGAAUGCACAGAACAGAAAAGUACUUAAUAACAUAUUAGAAGAAAGAUGUAAACAUCAGUUGGUUGAAAAUUUGGUUUUAUUUAUAUAAAAAUUGCAAUAUAAGCUGUUUAUCAGUUUGGUUAUGGAUUCUGAUGUAAUUUCCAUAAUAUAAAUAAGUUCUCCUCAUAGCCAACAUAUCGUUUCGGAUUUAUGAGGAACAGUUGUCAGUUUAUCGAUUUUGACCAUGUUCAGUGCUAGUAUGCCUGCUACAGAAAAUAACGCAAAUAAUACUGCAUUACUACAAAAGCAAAUGUCGUUUGUUGGCAGUCAUACACCGAAAAAUGAUGACACUGAUGCUCUCGAUGGCAUUAACAUUUGUAGUACCACCAAAUACAAGAACGCUACUCUGGAAUGGAUUUGUUGCGCACCUUGUAUUUGGUUGCGCACUUCUACAACCGUUCAUAAAAUUGCUAUAACGGCUGCUACAAUUUUGGUAACGUCUUUAUUAGUUGCAUCACCUAUACUAUUUUUAAUAAGUACAGCUCCUUCGCGCCUACCAAAAGAAUGCUUUUCCAGCGCAGAUGAUUGUGUUUCAACGUCUCCACCUCCUCCAUUGGAAUGCUCAGAAGAACUAUGUCACGCUGUUGCUGCCAGUAUACAAGGAAACAUUAAUUGGAAUAUGGACCCCUGCACAGAGUUUAAAAAUUUUAGCUGCUCAGAAAAUUUUCGUACUGCAAAGGCAUUUCGAAGCAUUCAGGGAGCAGUUGACACUCAGAUGCAAUAUCUUCUCCAGCAUAAUACCACAAAAGGUCCGUUCCGAAAACUUGGACGGCUCUUUAGCAGCUGUCUACGACAGACUACGAAUUCUUCGACUAUUAAAUUUGUUCUAGAGCAGCUUGGUGGUUACCUUCCAAUUGGAACGGUUGGACCCACUUCAAUUUCUUCUUUGAUUAAAAAAAUUUUUAAAUUGGGCCCAACGCCUCUUAUUGAUGUGUAUUACGAUUUAAGCUACGGCCGUCGGCCCCAAGUUUUGUUAAUAAUAAGUGGACCUGGAACUUCUCCUCCAAUAUUAGAGAACAAUAUACGCUACUCCGGGCCAAAAGCACCACCUUAUCAGUUUAAAAAUGGAGAAUAUAAACUGCUACAGAAACUUCUCGACGACUUUUUACCAAGCGAGCUUUCUUCUGGUCAAAAGGCUUCAGAGAAGGAAGCGAUUUCGACAUUUAUUGAUGAACUAAAUCAAAUUCGAUUGGAACAUUCUCUUCGGGGUUUCUGGAAUAGUUCGGUAUUAUAUAACAUUUCCUCAUUACAAGAAGUGUAUCCGCUACUUAAUUGGACCGAUCUAGUGCCAUAUAAUUGGAAUAAGCCUAUUGUUGUUCGAAGUCCAGAUUAUAUUAAAGCAAUAGAAGAAUUGCUUGUAAAAUAUUCAACUCGUGUUGUUCAUAAUUCGAUGCUUAUUAUUUUUACUCUUGGAAUAUUGCCACCAGAUACUCCAAAUCCUAUAAUAUGUACGCGUGCUACAAUGUGGGCUCUUCCCGAUAUAACAUCAGCAAUUUUUGUGGCUCACCAUGCAGGAAGGGAUCUUAAGAACGCUAUAAAAAGGACCGAACUUAUCUUCAAAUCACUUAAGGCUUAUUUAAAACGAGCGCCAUCACUUAAAGGAGCAGCAUUAGUUAAACUAUCGUCUCUGCGAAUUCAAUCGCAUCCUUGGAAUGGCUUUACUAAUAUCACGUUAGCAGCGAUGGAGUUGGAAUCUAUGGAUAUAUCUUCAGAUGACUGGUUUGAAAAUAUAUUAAAAAUAUUUGGACGAAAUAAAAUAGACCCCACUUCGAUAAAAAUGGAUAGAAAUUCUCAUGAUGCAUGGGCUUAUCCAAUAAUUUCAAGAGUAUUCUAUGAUACAUUAAGCCACUCAAUAGUGGUUCCUUUGUCCGUUAUACUAGUGCCAUAUUUUGACAACAAAUUACCACCAUAUCUACAGUAUGCAUCAGUUGGUGUUUAUAUUGCCAAGGAAAUUUUACGGUCUAUUACGAAAAACUUUGAGGACAAAGCUAUUCACUGUGUACCUGAGUCGGUAAAGGUUUUCUCAAAUCACAGUCAAAUGGAGAUUCUAAUACACUCUGGAGGAAUGCAGAUAGCAUAUCAUUCAAUGCUAUCCAUAACGGGGCCAUUGAAAGGAAUGCCUCGGUUACCAUUUUUAAAUUUGACUCCUACCCAAAUAUUUUUUUUGGUAACAGCCCAGGAGCUGUGUGAGGAAUCUGACUACAUCGGCAUAGAAACAGAAACAGCAGAUUUUGAAAACAUAUUAAUAUGGCUGAUUGCUCAAGGAGGAAGUGCAUCGGAAGUAUUCAAAUGCCCUCCCGCUUCUGUGAUGUACAGCCAAAAAACAUGUAAUGUGUUAUAAAAUUGUAUUGCUAGCACUUCUUGCAGCAAGUCUCAGAAUUAUUAAGAUUCUUUACAUUUGGUAUUUAAGGAGCAUUAAUAUAAUUCUAUCUUCCGAUUUGAACCAUUUAAAUAAAAGGCAGUAUUUCGUCUAAAUUGUAAGAAUUGGUGUAUUUUAAAAUUUCGCCUUAUGGGAACUAGUUGUCUAAUAAUGUCUAGAUAUCCAAAUAACGUUAAACUAUAUCAAAUGGUUACUGAUGAAUGAGAUUUCAACUUAAAGUAACAAGUUGCCCAGGACACUUAUCUUAACCAUUGCUUGCAACACCUAAACAUAAUGGAGAUAAAUAUAGGGUUAAAUAUAACAAGAAUACCAAAAUGAUGUAUAACCAGCUCCCCAUCUAUCUGUCCGUAGAAGCAAUAACUUUAGUGAGAAUUGAGACAUCUUUAUAAAACUUAUUACAAACGUUUUUAGGAACUAGGUAUUGUAAAUGGAUGAUAUUUAAAAUGUUUUAAAACGUAGCCCAUAUACCUAAUACACAUAAUGAUUUUCGCCCUUUUGAUUGAUUUGAUAUCUAAUACAUGGAUGAUAUAUUUAAUUGAUAGUACGUGAGCAAAU